AGAGGAUUGUUUGAAUAUAUUAAUAUGACUAAUAGCAAGAUUUAUUGGUGGUUGCUGGUCUUGUUCAUGGUAAAUGGAUGGAGAUGUUGUUAUUGUUGUUGGAAAGAAGAAAGGACUAUGUUCCAUUGAUCAUAAGUGUUUCAAGAAACCUGGACAACUAGAAAUACUUGAUUUGUCAUUGAACUACUUGAACCGCAGCAUCUUUAAGUCUCUUAGUCAACUUUCAUCUCUCAAGUCGUUGUACCUCGCGGAAAACAACAUUGAAUCAGGUUCUGAGAGAUUAUCAGGGUUGGACAAGCUGGAAAUCCUGGAUUUGAGCUACAAUGCACUAAAUGAUGAAAAUGUUCUCUCUGUUCUAGAUCUAAAUGUAUCUAGAAUGACGUUGAAGAAGCUUGAUAUAAGGUACAACAGAUUCCGGAGUUUUAUACCAAAUGAAGAGUUGGGAGCUUUAAGAAAUAUCGAGUGGUUACCGUUGGAUGGAAACACAUUGGAUGAGAACUUUCUCAGGAGUACUGGUGUAAUGUCAUCUCUUACAGUGUUAUCAGUAGCUAACUGCAACCUCAGUGGAGUCCUACCUCUUCAAGGCUUGUGUGAUCUAAAAUAUCUUGAAGAACUAAGUCUCCGCCUAAACUACUUCAUUGGAGAAGUCCCUGCAUGUCUUGGAAACUUAACACCUCUUCGGGUAAUAGAUCUCAGUCAAAAUUACUUUAUUGGAAAUAUUGCCUUAUCUCCACUUCGAAGUCUUGUCCCUUGAAUAUCUCUUGUUAGCAAACAACAAGUUUGAAAUACCAAUUUCAUUCGAGCCAUUUGCUAACCAUUCAAAACUUAAGUUUGUC
This is a messenger RNA of Solanum tuberosum (potato), 836 nucleotides long. RefSeq names its product phytosulfokine receptor 2-like. Bases 74 to 754 code for a protein of 226 amino acids. The record is from RefSeq and is a predicted model, not a curated record. Gene Ontology annotation, molecular function: protein binding. The transcript has 6 exons. Lineage: Eukaryota; Viridiplantae; Streptophyta; Magnoliopsida; Solanales; Solanaceae.